This is a messenger RNA of Marasmius oreades (fairy-ring Marasmius), 3317 nucleotides long. RefSeq lists its product as uncharacterized. Gene Ontology annotation, molecular function: zinc ion binding; metalloendopeptidase activity. The record is from RefSeq and is a predicted model, not a curated record. Bases 1548 to 3317 code for a protein of 589 amino acids. NCBI's taxonomy places the organism in Eukaryota, Fungi, Basidiomycota, Agaricomycetes, Agaricales, Marasmiaceae. The transcript is spliced from 16 exons.
AAAGCUUGUCCUUCAUCCCGACUACUGAGUUGCAUCUACUGUAUCUACGGGUUCUGAAAGUAUUGAUGUCUGGAAGAUCCUGACCAUUCAUCUCUUCGUCCGACACCUCUCGCAAAACUCUCACGGUUCCUUUCGUCGGGAAUUAUACUUACUGGACAGUGGACACAGAUCCUUUCAAUGUAGGGGGAUCUGACUCAAGAUUUCAUCUCGAUCCGAUCAUUGGCGUCGGAAAGAAAAUAUCGGGGAGGAACCAGGCAGGUUUUCCUCCUUAUAAGGAUUAUAUAUGUCUAUGCGUUACAUUUGGACCACAAUUUAAUGAAGUCUCUUCAAUCAAGGAGCACGCGGGAGUUGGUAAAUUUGGCCGGGCAGCUGCCUGUUCAAGCGUGCGUCAUACUCGUUGGCUUGACUUUCAGAGCACAAGUACAUGGGAUGGGCCAUUCAAAUGAUCGCAACCGCCGCAGUGUUACCACUAUGCUCAGGAAAUAGACACAGAACACAUGGGCAUGAGCUUCAAAGGAUGCACGUUGUCGUUUCGAUCAGGUGUUUUGCAAGUACUAUGAUCUGUCUCUCUUACCGCCCUUCUGUCUCUAUAGGUUAUGUGAAAAUUCGUCGAAAAAUGAUGCGAAUCACUUUCCAUCUCAUCGGUCCCAAGUAAACCCAAUCUUGAACGAAAAAAUAACUCAAAAGAUCCCCUUAUUUCGCCUAAAUACCAUGAAGACUCAAGGCACUGUACAGUAUGGGCUCGACGAAGGAAUAUGCGACCAAAAACCUGUUUGGAGAUGCCAGAGCUCGGCUGAAUAAGACAACGAGCAAUUUCAUGCGCAAGUUCCAGCUGCAGACUCUAACCAUCUGUCAUCCCUCGAUUUUUCCCCGUGAUUGAUGGGAUUUUUGGUCAGACGGGUGCGGCGCACAUGAAGUCGUCCUGUUGCGAGAAAUGUGCAUCCAAAGCAAUGAGAUCCUCCAUGAUUUGCUGUCCGGGUGAGGACCAGAUGUUUUCGGUAUCACCAGCAAAUCAUAUCAACGAUAUUCUUGGACGUGUGCAAAAACUGGCUUGUGGCCGCAAGGUCAGAUUACCAGCUCGUAUCAUCACGACCCUCGCAGGAUGGAAGGAACAUCAAGCACGAAGUGAUGCUACCCUGAGCUUCUAAAUUUCAAAUGCACCCUGGCCAUAAAUAAUUUCGCAAUCUCUACUCAUUCUCACGUCGUACUGGCUAUCGUCGGCCUUUCAACCUUCGCAUGUGCGAGCGUGUGGUGAAUGCUCGAUCGUUCUUUGUAAGGCCUUGCAAGACAACUAUGGGAACGUUUCUCACAGGAUCAUGCGUCCAUUACAACUUCCUUCAGCACGAAAGGGCUGGGACGACCCGGUGCCAAAAAAAGGCUUUGUUGUUCAUCUCGGAAUCACAUUGAAGUAACAGUCUUGAAGACCUCUACUUGUGGUGAAUUGUAUCAGAUAAAAAGAGAAUGGAUGCUAGUUACAAAUUUUCAGGAUACUCAGCGUCCCUGCUUGUCCCCUUUGUAGUCGGAUAUCACCCCAGGCCUUGGACAUCAUGGUUUCCUUCAACAAGUUCUUCUCCACUGUCCUCCUCGCUGUCUUGUACGCGACGCACGCGACCGCCGCUCCCUGGCCCCUGUCCUCAAAACACAGCACGCAUCGCAUCAGACACAUUGGCCGUGAUUUAAAGGUCGAAGCCUUCCAUCCCCAAUCCGACUUCAAGACCUUCGGAGAUGGGAUUGACCUGCCCGCAUCAUUUGGGUCAGCCACCAUUGGCGACAAAACUGUUUCGUUCGUCUCGUCGCAGUUGAACAUUGACGCCUCGAAAGUAUCCUUCAAAUCCGGUUAUGAAAAUGGAGUCGGGGAAGUCGCAUAUGCUAGGCAAACCCAUGAUGAUAUUCCCUUCGUCAACGCCGUCGCCAAUGUGGCCUUCAAGGACAACAAGGCUGUUGCUUUCGGAAAUUCUUUCGUUGACACUAGCAAGAUUGCUAGUUCAUCCCCGAGCAUCGACGUUAACACCGUUAUCCCCAAGGUCGAAGAGGCGCUUGAGGGCAAAAUCAACGACAUCAAGCCCACUGUAGAGUAUCUUGCCCUUCAAGAUGGAACGGUUGCUCUCGUUCACGUCUUCCAAGUCCAGAACGAGGAAGUCGGAACGUUCUACGAGGCCUACGUCGAUGCUCACUCUGGCAAUCUACUCUCUGUUACCGACUUUGUUGCUGAGGCCACGUACAAAGUCCUUCCCGUUUGGAAGGAGAUCAUCACUGAGGGCCUCGAAGUACUAGCAGACCCGCAGAACACUGCCUCUUCCCCACAGGGAUGGCACAGUGGCAGCACCGUGGUGACUGCAGGCAACAAUGUGGUCGCUUUCAAAGGCACACAAUCGGCGACUACUGCCCAGGCCAACUUCCAAUCCACUUACAGUCCAACUGUCGGUCCUACAGCUGGCCAGAACCUGGAUGCCGCCCGUACGAACGCAUUCUACCUUAUCAACUCGCACCACGAUGUUCUUUACCAAUACGGAUUUACGGAAAGUGCAUUCAACUUCCAAACCGACAACUUCGGAAAGGGAGGAGCUGGGAAUGACCGAGUCCUCAUGAGUGUGCAAGAUAGCUCUGGAACCAACAACGCCAACUUUGCUACCCCACCUGAUGGUCAAUCCGGAACUUGCAGGAUGUUCAUCUGGACUCUGACCAAUCCUAACCGUGAUGGUGCCAUGGAGAACGAUAUUCCUCUGCAUGAAAUGACACACGGUCUCAGCAACCGAUUGACCGGCGGAGGUACUGCACGAUGCUUGCAGACCUUGGAAGCCGGUGGUAUGGGUGAAGGAUGGUCCGACGCUCUUGCUGAUUGGUUUUCGCAUUCCGAUACUUCCGCUGUUAGCGACUUUACGAUGGGUCAAUGGGUCACGAAUGACCCGGCUGGUAUCCGAUCACACCCUUAUUCCACGUCUGCAACGACCAACCCUCUCAGGUACUCUUCGAUUGCUCAACUCGACGAGGUCCAUGACAUCGGAGAGGUCUGGGCGAACAUACUUCACAACGUCUACGCUGCCCUUGUCGGCGCACACGGAUGGUCCGCUAACGCUCGCACCAACGCCAACACUGGCGAAGGCAACGUUGUUUUCCUUCGUUUGUUGGUUGAUGCUCUCGCCAUCCAACCAUGCAACCCCACUCUCCCCACCGCUCGAGAUGCCUGGAUCCAGGCUGAUGUGAACAGAUUUGGUGGUGCGAACAAGUGCACUUUGUGGAGGGCCUUUGCCAGCCGUGGUCUUGGUGUUGGUGCUGCCAACCAUGUUGAUUCUACGGCUGUUCCUUCUGGAUGCUGA